This is a messenger RNA of Penicillium riverlandense, 2418 nucleotides long. RefSeq lists its product as uncharacterized. The coding region runs from base 1 to 2418 and encodes 805 amino acids. Gene Ontology annotation, molecular function: protein dimerization activity. Lineage: Eukaryota; Fungi; Ascomycota; Eurotiomycetes; Eurotiales; Aspergillaceae. The transcript is spliced from 4 exons. The record is from RefSeq and is a predicted model, not a curated record.
AUGUCGCAAAGUCAGCAGUCUGACUUCGCAUCCUCGCUUUACGAUGGUGAUCUAGACAAUCUGAGCUAUCUUACACCAUCAAACCAACCAGCAACUCCAUCUACUAGCCAACAUACGAUCGAAACCUUCGACCCUGACUUCCUCCGACCGAAUAUCCUACUAAUAGCCCCCUCCUGCUUAAUACGCGUUGGACCCGGGUCACCCGACCGAAGGAAAGCGUUCGUUCUCUACGAUAAAAUGUCCCAUAACGACUGGGUAGACUGGUGGCUACAAACGGAUUUUGGGAGAAAGAGCAAGAUUAAGUGGGACUCGACGCGCCAUUCUGAGAUUUGGAGCCACUACAACCAGGUUGCUCAUAGUAUAGAUGGCGCACCAAAGGUCAUGUGUCAACGUUGUGGAGCUAUUCUUGAGCAUCCUUAUACAGUCAAUCCAAAGGCUGUAGGUAAAGUGCAAUAUCAUGGCACCUCAACAAUGCAGAAACAUUUAAAGACGGCGGGAUGUUUGAAGAGUGAGCAAGGGAAGAGAGCAGAGAUUACAAAAUUUCUAACGAAAGGGGGAGAAGCCGAAAUACCAUUAUCGCAAGAAGCCUGGGAAGAAGAUAUCCUACAAUUCAUUACACUUAACCGACUUCCACUUCAUCUAAUUGAGCAUCCGGCAUUCCAGCGUCUUAUUUCUCGGGCUCGUUGUGCGCCGUCACCUCCGAUCAUUCCCUCUGCUGAUACAAUCCGUCGCCGAUUAGGGAGUAUUGUCAAAGAUCGGCGAGAGCGUAUCCUUCGUACACUACCCGUUGGUGCGAAAAUAUCAAUUGCGCUAGAUUGCUGGACAUCUCCAUUCUCGCAGGCAUUUAUGGCAAUCACUGGCUACUUUGUUGAUAUUGAUUGGGUCUACCGUGAGGUACUACUUGGGUUCAAACCUCUCUAUGGUGCGCAUACAGGUGCGAACCUAAGCAAUGUUCUUCUUGAAACUCUAACAGAUCAUGACCUGGAAGCCCGAGUAUUCGGGUUAACAACGGACAAUGCAUCUAACAAUAAGACAUUGUUUGAUUCUCUUCAACAGGGUCUAUCAGAUGGUGUUAUCAUUGUUCGAAUUCCAUGUCUUGCUCACGUUAUCCAGCUUAGUCUAAAUCAGCUCCUUGAUCGCAUUAAGGCAGUCCCACUUAAUGACUCAGCUGAGACGAAAUGGACAGAGAAGCAAUCAAGAUUAUCUCAUUUAAACGCGCAGCAUCGGAAUCGUGAGAUAUCUUUUACAUUGAACAAGGUCCGCUAUCUUGCGAUAUAUCUGAACGCAAGCCCUCAGCGCCGGGAGACGUUUUACAAUCUCCAGACGACAGCCGUUAAGCUAGUGCCGAUCCAAGAUAUGUUGCUCUAUGAGGAGGAUUGGCGUCAAGUUGACUAUCUUCUUUGUAUCACUGAGCCAUUUUUCGACUAUACAACUCAGCUAUCAAAGACUCGAGAUGUUACUGCGCAUUAUGUGUUCAAGAUUUACAACAAACUCUUUGAGCAUCUCGAACAGUCAAUGAAGCAGCUACGACGUAAGCGUGUGCCAUGGAAAAAGCAGAUGCUUCACGCACUUGAAGCUGGUCGGUUAAAGCUUGAUGAGUACUACUCUCAAACUGACAACAUUCGAGGGCAUAUCUAUGCAAUUAGCACAAUGCUAGCCCCAGUGAAUAAGUUCAAAUUCUUUCUUACAAACGACUGGGAUCAGAAAUGGCGCGACACAUAUCGCAAAUCUUUCCAAGAAGCUCUGAUUCCAUACCAAGAGGAGCUUUCAUCCCUCAAUAAGUCCUCAGAUGGCUCCCAAAUGAUGGCUCGGCUAGGAUCGAAGCUUGAUACGAUGUUAGAUGGAAGCAAUGUACAAGCAAGCACGACUACUGAUGAAAUGACUCAAUAUCUUGAUAGUGAUCCUAUUCAUAUUGCACCUCUUACAUGCUGGCGAGAGAACCAAGCUCGCUUCCCAGCAAUUGCCGCCCUUGCGCGUGAUGUCCUCUCAUUCCCUGCAACAGGUGCAGGCGUUGAGCGGCUCUUUAACACUGCUCGGGAUAUCUGUCAUUACCGCCGAGGGCGGAUGAAGUCUCAUACGAUCGAAGAUUUGUUGAUGUUUCUUUGCACUUCAAGAUUUGAUAUCGAAGAACAAGAGGCGAAGCUUCUUGAGAAGUUCUUCUCCUAUGAUGAGAUGGAAGCGGCAAAGGAAGAGAAGGAUGAGAAGCUUGACGAGAUUGAGAUCGAGCCAAUCAGUGAUGCUGAGGAACAGGAGACUACAAUUGAUGAAGAGAUAGAGCUAGAUGAGGCUUUAUCAGCUACGCUUGAAGAACCGACUAGACGUGAAUCCCAGGUGCCAUUACCAGAGAACAACACCCAAGUGCGCGCAUCAGGACGGAAGCGAAAGAGUCGAGAAGACGAUAUUUUUGAGUACCAUUAG